UCUUCGUGUCUCUCUUUUCCUGGCCUAUAUAUACAUGUAUAUCUACAUAAUUCCCUCUAUCGAUCUGGGCACGACUACCGUUUCCUUUUAUAGAGCCCUGAGAUCUCUAUUCUCUAAGCUGCUACUGAUUCAGAGCAAACUAUAGUUAUAGCUUCUUGCAACAUUUGGGAGUGGGAAUCAAGCGAUACAAAAUUUAGUUCUGCUUGGACAAAGAAUUUGGAAUAGGACAUAAAAUGAGGUAAAAUGCAUGAUUCCGCUGGUGAUGAUGAGCAAAAUAAGGUAUGAUGCGAAGACAGGUUGUCUGGAAGAGGAUCUUAAACUGUCUAUGCAAUGUCUUCUAGUAAGAGUACUUUGCAAGGGCAUGAUGAUAAUGGAGUUCAGAAACAAAGCCCUGGUUUUGUAAACAGGCAUAAAAUUGAAACACAACUUUCCACAAGGAAUUUGAAAGGAGAUGUUGAUUUUAGUCAUCUCGAAGACCGAGAUGCUAUGGAACUAUAUUCGCGAGCCAGAGUGCAGCAAGAGGAGAUUCAUUUUCUUCGUGAACAAAUUUCUCUUGCACGUGUGAAGGAAAUGCGGCUGUUGAAUGAGAAGUAUGCAUUGCAGAGGAAAUUCUCUGAGUUACGAAUGGCAAUCGAUGAGAAGCAAAAUGAUAUUGUUUCUUCUGCCUUAAAUGAGCUGGUUCAGAGAAAAGGUGAUCUUGAAGAAAAUUUAAAAUUGGCUCGUGAUUUGAAGGAUGUUGAGGAUGAGAGAUAUAUCUUCACGUCUUCCAUGCUUGGGUUAUUGGCUGAAUAUGGUAUUUGGCCCAAUGUUAUAAAUGCUUCUCUUCUAUCAGAUAGUGUAAAGCGGCUACAUGAUCAACUGCAGUGGAAGAUUAGAACUUCACAUGAGAGAAUGAGAGAAAUAACAUCUGCUGUGGAUAAUCAUGGUGGACGUGGAUCUCAUGAUAAUCACAGCCCAGGAGAUCAAUCUCAUCCUAGAUCCAUGGGUGAGCAACCAACUGAAGAUAUGGCGCAAUAUGUGCACUAUCGUGGUCUUACAGAGACGAAAAACACAAUGCUUGACGAUGACAUGUCACAGUUAAUGAAUAAUGACAAUCUUCGGGAGUUCUCAUCCAAUAGUUAUAGGGACAUAGGCUCUCUAACUCACCCCUCUGCUGAUAAAGGUGAUCUGAAGUUCAAAGCAGGAAAUAUGAGUGAUGCAAUCUUAUUUCCACCUGCUGUCAUGCAUAACAACUCUGUUUCUGAAGAAGGCCCUGGCAUAGAGAAUUUUCAGAUUAUUGGUGAGGCUAUACCUGGAGGCCGGCUUCUUGGAUGUGGAUAUCCUGUACGUGGGACUUCACUAUGUAUUUUUCAGUGGGUUCGUCAUCUUCAGGAUGGCACCAGGCAGUACAUUGAAGGAGCCACAAACCCAGAAUAUGUUGUUACAGCUGAUGAUGUUGAUAAACUGAUUGCUGUUGAGUGCAUACCAAUGGAUGACAAAGGCCAUCAGGGGGAUCUAGUGAGGCUUUUCGCCAAUGAUCAGAACAAAAUAAAAUGUGACCCAGAAAUGCAAAUGGAGAUUGACACAUAUAUUGCUGGAGGACAAGCCACGUUUAAUGUUCUAAUGCUGAUGUAUUCUUCAGAGAUUUGGGAGCCAACAACUCUAUUAUUGAGACGGUCAAGCUUCCAAAUUAAGAUCAAUAGCACAGAAGCUGUAGUGAUUCACGAGAAAUUUUCAAAGGAUCUUUCAAUUAAAUUUCCUAGUGGAAAUUCAGCUCAAUUUGUUUUGACAUGUUCCGAUGGAUCUUCUCAUCCUUUUAGCACGUACAAUGUUCGAAUGCGCGACACUCUUGUAUUGACCAUGAGAAUGUUUCAGAGCAAGCAGGCACUGGAUGAAAAAAGGAAAGGAAGAUCCUAGACUUCCCUCUGUUCCAAGUAUAAUGUUCGUAGAAAUUAUUGUUCACGAUGGAAAAUAAGAAAAAUAAAUCCAAAUUAUGCUUUAUAUCACAUUAAAUUGAUAAAAUAAUGUUUUAGAAUUCUCGUACAUUCAUUGUAUUCUUGAUUUAAUUGAACUCAUAGCUGAUAUAUGGAUCACAA
Molecule: messenger RNA, 2075 nt
Organism: Corylus avellana
Lineage: Eukaryota; Viridiplantae; Streptophyta; Magnoliopsida; Fagales; Betulaceae
Cellular component (GO): plasma membrane
Source: RefSeq, a predicted model, not a curated record